This is a messenger RNA of Seminavis robusta, 684 nucleotides long. The record is from the annotation of a GenBank genome assembly. Lineage: Eukaryota; Bacillariophyta; Bacillariophyceae; Naviculales; Naviculaceae.
AUGAUCCGAUCUCUCACGCUCGUUGCUAUCGCCGCUUCUGCAGUCGCUUUCCAGCCGACAACUCCUGGAAGCAACUUCGUUCGAAGGACUGCACUGCACAUGUCGUCCACAGAGACUGUUCCAUUCUUUGCCUCUCCUGUCAAUUUGGAAGAAGAAACGAUCAAGGAACAAAUCCAAAUGGCAGCAACAGCACAGCCAGCUCGAGUCCCCACUCCUCCCGAGGUUGCCCCAAAGAAGCCAGCGGCACCCAAAAAGCUGAAGGCGGGCGCUCAUAAAGAAGGAGUGUUCUCUCCCAUGGUUUUGUUUGUGAAGGGAGUCUUGGGGGAUGAGAUAUUGAACAAAGUACGAGGCAAGGUGAUCUCGCUGCAUUCUGAUGUCAUUGGUUCCUUUGUGGAGACGUCGGACUCGACAUUUGGUGAUGCCGUCCUCCGAUCUUUGUUCCGUCUUGCUGACAAGGAUGGAAAUGGAACAAUAUGCAAGAAAGAGCUUCAAACGGCGCUUCAAUCCCUUGGCUUCAGCUGGUUGAAGGACAAGCAAAUCGAGGGUAUUUUCAAACGAGCGGAUGCUGAUGGCAAUGGUGCCAUUGACAUGGACGAAUGGAUCAGCGAGGCUCCUAAGACUCUUCGAACAAACCUAGUUAAGUUGGCCAAGAAAAAUGGAGGAGAUAUGGGACUUUUGGCGUGA